Messenger RNA from Salvelinus sp. IW2-2015, 430 nucleotides. RefSeq names its product serine protease inhibitor Kazal-type 1. Gene Ontology annotation, molecular function: protein binding. The record is from RefSeq and is a predicted model, not a curated record. Lineage: Eukaryota; Metazoa; Chordata; Actinopteri; Salmoniformes; Salmonidae.
GGCAGGCUAGAUGGCAAAGGAAACACAAACCUACAGACUCACAACUCCAAGCCAUACCUUCACAGAGACUAUGAAGAUGACAAUACUGCUCUGUGCUAUCGUGCUCCUCUCUCUCUCUGUUUUUGCCAUGGAUGAAGAAAGACGCCCACAGCCCAGAGAGCCUCAGUGUGAGGUGUAUGAAGGCGGCAUGUGCUCCAGAGAGUUUGAUCCUGUGUGUGGGAGCGAUGGCAACACAUACACCACCGAGUGUGUGCUGUGUCGUGAGAACAAGCUUAAACACAAGCAAGUCCUGGUCAAGCAUGGAGGAGUGUGUGAGGCAUAACAAGAAGUCUCUCUGGACACCUGUCCUGCCGGAAUGAUCCAGAGGAGUAGUAUCACUGGACAUCAGCUUUCGAAAUCUGUAGACUAAUAAAAUUAUGAAGCAUGAAAA